Molecule: messenger RNA, 2752 nt
Organism: Phytomonas sp. EM1
Lineage: Eukaryota; Euglenozoa; Kinetoplastea; Trypanosomatida; Trypanosomatidae
Source: the annotation of a GenBank genome assembly
GUGAAAUUCACGCUAUUGAAGAAAAAAGACACUAUGGCGAGAACAAUUUGGUGAGGAAAGAAAGAUGAUAUCCGUAAAAGGAAGAAAAACAUGAACCAACCUACCCGUUGAUGGUUUACAUACGCUGACUCUUGGUACUAUCAACCACAUCAGGGGCCUAUCGAGGAAUGGAAUUCCCUUUCCACUCCCAACGCUCAGACCUCCACGAAGAUAUUAUAAUUAUGAUCCAAGCUCUAGCUCAAUUGCUUUGAAAUCUCUCAGUGUUCAGGAAAUUUCUUCAUGCGGUGUGCUUUCUAUCUAACUCACCUGUUUUUGCCAUUGUAGGGCAUGAAAAAGGUCUGUCCCUGGAACCAGGGAUGGCCCUCCCACUGACUUGUGUUGUAAAGCCAAUUCACCCAUAGGAAUACCCGUCGUAAUAAACUGUCUGUGACAUAUAAGGAAACGGAUGGGGUAGGGAAAAAAUAAAAUAAAAUAAAAAGUCCUGCACGAAGUUGGGUGUCCACUGUCACACCUCCGAGGCUUUGAUUUCUUUCCACUCGUGACAACCAUACAGGGGGCAUUCGACGGGUGUCGUGUCGGCUCAUACUGCAGUCGUCUUUAGGUGCGAACACCUCUUCACUGUCACGACCCCCUGUACCCCUCUAAUUUCAAUUAAAAGUCUGAUCCGCACGCACGGAGGGUAAAAUGGAUCGCAAUUGAAGUCCAAUGGAGGGUGCCAGGGUGUGGGUGGCUUGAAUUUCAAUACCGGAGGAAGUAGACUCCCUGCGAUUUAGCGACAACAGCUCCCUCCCCCUUUCUGGUAUCAACGUCGUGUUAGCUCAUGGACCUCGCGCCUACGGUUCCAUACGUGUGUGUUUGGUGAAAAUUCUGGAAUACGCUACAACGAGCAGCGAGGGUGAUUGUUAAAGGAACGAGGGGGAAAAGGAGGCUGCCGAUGAAUCCCCAAGGUGAAUCUUGUUAAGCAUAAUUCUUCUGGUUUAGUACCUUGUCAAAAAAUGCAUUGUAUUCAUUAAUACAUGCUAUUCAAAUCCAAGCUCGAUGGAAUUAUGCUGUUUUUAUUUAAGAUGAAACUUUACAUCUAUUCACUUUUGUUUUUUUACAUAAUUGGCUUCUGUUAAGUAUAAUUUCUCUAUUUGGGAACAGGAUAUGUAUUGCUGCUUUAAUGAUACUGCUUAAUCGUCAAUAAGUACAAAGGGGAAAAAACAUUCACGACCUGUACAUAUAUUAUAUAAUGCUGAACUAAGCUUCAACUCUUUAUUUCAACUGCUAGGAGUUAGUAUAUUGAAAAUAUUUUGAACUCAAAACUUUUCACUCGUAGAAGAAUUUAUCUGAUAAGGCUAGGGUACCACCGAAGUUAAUAUAUAUAUAUUAUAUAUAUAUAUAUGUAUAUAUAUAAUAUAUAUAUAUACACACAUUAUUAUUAAUUUUCUUGACUUGACGAAUUUUACGUGUUGUCUAAACGGAAAUGAUGGAGAAGAAAUCACGUCCGACUUUGAUCACGAUGUUGCCUAUCAUCACUUCCAUUCUCGACACCGAUGUGUACAAGUUGUACAUGCAGCAGGCGGUAUUCCACCAGAACCGCGAUGUGCACGCCGAGUAUGAGUUUAAUUCCCGCGAUCACGAAUGCUUCGGGGAAUUCGCCGAUGUCAUUCGGAAACAGGUAAACUGCAUGGCGUCCGUAGUUUUGAGUGAUGAGGAGUACGACUAUUUGUCGGGGCUGCCCCAAUUUAAAAUGGAUUAUCUAAACUAUUUGCGAUCCUACCGGUUUAAUCCGAAGCAGGUGACUAUCCGCGCGGUUCCCGCCGAGGAAGAGGGCCACAGCGACGCCCUGAAGCUCGUGGUGGUCGUUCAAGGGCCGUGGGUGGAGACGAUCCUGUGGGAGAUCCCGUUGCUCGCGAUCAUCAGCGAGGUCGUGCAGAACGCACGGCACCCCACGAUCGGGAUCCAAGAAGCCCUCGAGACGCUGCAUCGCAACCUCGACAACUUCUUCGCCGCGCAUAGCGAGGAGGAGUUGGAGUCGUUUCGCGUUUCCGACUUCGGCUCGCGGCGGCGUUUCAGCCAGGUCGUUCACGAAGCCGUCGUGCGCGCGCUACACGAGCACCCGCGCUUUUCCCGGCAUCUCAUCGGAACGAGCAACUGUGAUAUCGCGCGACGGGUGGGGAUUCCGGCGGUGGGAACCCAGGCACAUGAAUGGUAUCAAGCCUUCCAGCAGCUCUCCCCCGAUCUCCGUCUUUCCCAGGCGACGGCGAUGAAGAUGUGGCUGCGAGAGUACCCCAACUGCCUCGGUAUCGCGCUCACCGACUGCAUCACGAUGGAUGCGUUUCUCAAAGAUUUCAACUACGCCCUUGCCUCGGCAUAUAUCGGGUUGCGGCAGGAUAGCGGAGAUCCGGUGGAGUGGGGCCGAAAGGCGAUCGAGCACUACCGCGCGCUCGGGAUCGAUCCGAAGCAGAAGGUGCUCGUCUUCUCCGACGGCCUGAACCUGGAGAAGGCGGCGGAGCUGUAUAAUAUGUUUAAGGAGCAAACAACGGUGAUGUGUGGGAUCGGCACGUACCUGAGCUGCACCAUUGAUGGCGUGCGGCGGCUGAAUAUCGUGAUCAAGAUGGUGCGAUGUCAGGGACGCCCGGUGGCGAAGGUCUCGGAUAGCCCCGGGAAGACGAUUUGUGAGGAUUCCACCUUUGUCGAGAAGCUUCUCCGGGUUUUCAACGUGCCGAAUCGGCCAAUCGCAAAGUGCCACAAGGUUAUGAGUACUUAA